GGUGUUUCUUGAUAGAUCGUCAGUCUGUUUAGUCGAACCGCAGCAUUCGCUCCAACUACGUCAGCUGCUCGGACAACUAGUAGAGAGUUUAAUUUGUUUCUUUUUCCCGAAGUUUUUUUAAUCCCAAACCAUAACCAUGUCCGACGAUGAGGAGUACACCAGUUCCGAAGAGGAGGAGGAGGUUGUCGAAGAGGUCGAGGAAGUCGAGGAGGUCAAAGAGUAAAAAACCUCCACAAACACCAGCCGAAGGUGAGGGUGAUCCAGAGUUCAUCAAACGUCAGGAUCAAAAGCGCUCUGACCUCGAUGAUCAGUUGAAAGAAUACAUCAACGAAUGGCGCAAACAGAGAGCAAAGGAAGAAGAUGAGUUGAAGAAACUCAAGGAGAAGCAAGCCAAGCGCAAGGUCACCCGUGCUGAAGAAGAACAAAAGAUGGCUCAGCGCAAGAAGGAGGAGGAAGAACGCCGCGUUCGCGAAGUUGAAGAAAAGAAACAACGCGAAAUCGAAGAGAAGCGUCAACGUCUCGAAGAGGCCGAAAAGAAACGUCAAGCCAUGCUCCAAGCCAUGAAGGACAAGGACAAGAAGGGCCCCAACUUCACCAUUGCCAAGAAGGAUCAAGGCGUGUUGGGUCUCUCCUCCGCCGCCAUGGAACGUAACAAGACUAAGGAACAACUCGAAGAAGAGAAGAAGAUCUCUUUGUCGUUCCGUAUUAAGCCCCUUGCCAUUGAAGGUUUGGGUGAAUCCGCCUUGCGCGAUAAGGCCCAAGAAUUGUGGGAACUUAUUGUCAAAUUGGAAACUGAAAAGUACGAUUUGGAAGAAAGGCAGAAACGUCAGGACUACGAUUUGAAAGAAUUGAAGGAAAGACAAAAACAACAGCUCAGGCACAAAGCCUUGAAGAAGGGUCUCGACCCCGAAGCUUUGACUGGCAAAUACCCGCCCAAGAUUCAAGUCGCCUCCAAAUACGAAAGACGUGUAGAUACCCGCUCUUACGAUGACAAGAAGAAACUCUUCGAAGGUGGCUGGGAAGAAAUCGGCAAAGAGGUCAAUGAAAAGAUCUGGAACGAAAAGAAGGAACAACACUCCGGCCGCCAAAAAUCCAAAUUGCCCAAGUGGUUCGGCGAAAGACCCGGCAAAAAGGCUGGUGAACCCGAAACACCCGACGGUGAGGAAGAUGCCAAGGCUGACGAUGACAUCGUCGAGGAUGAAGAUGAAGUCGAAGAGGAGGUUGUUGAAGAAGAGGAAGAAGAAGGCGAGGAAGAAGAAGAGGAGGAGGAAGAAGAAGAAGAGGAGGAAGAAGAAGAGGAAGAAGAAGAAGAGGAAGAAGAAGAAGAGGAGGAAGAAGAAGAGGAAGAAUAAAUUAAUUUAACUACAUUUAAUAAAAUUAAAAAAAAAAACAACAAAAAACAAUAUAGUUAUUAUUAGCUUAUUCUUACCACUACAACAAAACCAAACCAAACAAAAAAAAACGGAAAAAUUUAUUAUUAUUUUCAAAAAAUAUUAAGAAAGGAUUUUACACAUUUCUCCAAAUAAAAUAUGAAAACAAAAUUUGUAUGAAAAAAACAAACAAAACAAGCAAGCAACUUAUUUUCAUCAUAAAAUGUUUUUCAUAAAUAUGUAAGGCUUUUUCUAAUGCUCUCUCUCUCUCUUUCUCUCUAUUAAAAUCAAAUCAAUUAAAUCAAAAUAAGAAAAACAUCUGCCUACUAUAUUUUUUACAUAUUAAACUCUCUCUCGUGUUAUUUGAAAAGAAUAUAUAAAUGUAAACUAUUUUUAAUUUUUAAUAAAAUUUUUAAUACAAACACCUACAAAAAAAACCAAAA
This is a messenger RNA of Calliphora vicina (urban bluebottle blowfly), 1813 nucleotides long. It is a transcript of the gene TpnT, whose product is annotated as Troponin T, skeletal muscle. Lineage: Eukaryota; Metazoa; Arthropoda; Insecta; Diptera; Calliphoridae. Bases 147 to 1352 code for a protein of 401 amino acids. Gene Ontology annotation, molecular function: tropomyosin binding. Gene Ontology annotation, biological process: sarcomere organization; regulation of muscle contraction; muscle contraction. The record is from RefSeq and is a predicted model, not a curated record. The transcript has 9 exons. Gene Ontology annotation, cellular component: troponin complex.